GUGCGGUAUUGAUAAUGAGAAGUCGCCAUCAAGAAUGAAGUUACUGCUUGUAGGAGCGAUUGCCGUGCUGAGCGUAGCCUCAUUGGUCUCAGCGAACUAUAUGAUGCCGAUGUAUUAUGGUAAACAAUACGGCGUCGGCGGUUACGGCGGUGGUUUCGGCGGUGGUUUCGGCGGCGGUGGGAGUAGUUUUGGUUUCGGAGGCUCGGGUGGUGGAUUUGGCGGUCUUUUUGAAAUGAUCAUCUUCUUAUUUGUAUUCAUCCUGCUUAUCCAAGUCUUGUUUAGCGGUGGAGGACUCGGUGGAGGACUUGGCGGUGGAGGAAUUAGUGGUGGAGGCGGUGGGGCCGCCUAUUAAAUUCUCAAACGCUUGCAGAAGCCAGAUUAGAUAACUACAAACGAAUACCGACUACCGAGAUUGCUGGACAACGUGAAUACUGACAGUAGUUUUAACGUCUGUUUUUACUUACUGUUGCCAUUUUCAUUUAAUAAAUAUCAACCGUAGCAACUACAA
Messenger RNA from Mercenaria mercenaria, 508 nucleotides. RefSeq names its product ctenidin-3-like. The record is from RefSeq and is a predicted model, not a curated record. The transcript has 5 exons. The coding region runs from base 35 to 352 and encodes 105 amino acids. NCBI's taxonomy places the organism in Eukaryota, Metazoa, Mollusca, Bivalvia, Venerida, Veneridae.